Molecule: messenger RNA, 5414 nt
Organism: Salpingoeca rosetta
Lineage: Eukaryota; Choanoflagellata; Craspedida; Salpingoecidae
Product: TKL/DICTY4 protein kinase
Exons: 9
Coding region: 924-5108 (1394 amino acids)
Biological process (GO): cGMP biosynthetic process; protein phosphorylation; intracellular signal transduction
Molecular function (GO): peptide receptor activity; ATP binding; guanylate cyclase activity
Source: RefSeq, a predicted model, not a curated record
CAUCUGCAGAAUAUCGACCGCGGACGAGCCCAACCAAACCAAACCAAACGCAAACUGUGUGUUCAUCGUUACCGUGUUCAGCAGUCGCGGUGUGCGGUGUGAUUCCCACCUCUGACCACUGCACGCAACAGUGUGAUGUGAUGUUGUAACCUGAUGAAAGCCAGCACCUUUGCUUGCACUUUCGAAGAAAGCUGACAAGCAUGACGACCUGAUCAUGUGCUGUGACGUGGUCUUGCACCCAAGCACCCAAUCAAGUUUAAGUUCUUGGCAAUCUGAUGGAACCAUGACGCCACAACACACGUGCAAACACCAAGAUGUGGUUGGAUGCCUGACAAUCACAACCACGCACCCCCUGCCCCUCCCAGCACGUACAUUCAAGUUCAAGGGAUUUUCAAGAUCAGGUUUCCAUGAAAACCUGACACCACCCGCAAGUCAAACCCCACAACCACUGUGUGUGCCGGAACGCUGACGGUAUGGCGUCGCCGCAUGGUGAUGGGCUACUGCGGUUGUGUUGUGUGCAGAUCGGCAAAGAUGUGCUUGCUGCCAUGAAACAUAUCCACCGGCAUGUGCUGAGUGCAGUCAAGCAGAUACAUGUCGAUGUCAUGUCUUCCGUGAUCAUUUUCCAUCGCUCCACUUCAAGACUUCCAGACCUUCAGACUCCCACUUCCUCCGCCUCUUCCAAAUCACACACGACCUCGACAGCUCGACGAUAUCCCCCGCCCUCCAUUCCCUGAGAAUCGAAGUGUCGCACCUUUGGCGCUACCACCUCAACGACUUCAAGCAAGACCAUCAGACAAGGCUCCACAGCGCGACAGACAACGCGCCCACCCCGCUACGUGCCUUUAAGGCCUUCCACCAAGAAGACCGACUCCGCUUGGCUUCAAGAACGAGCCACGCCGUACGUCUCCACAGGAGUGGCAGCUAUGAUGUCCACCAUGGUUUCUCUACUGAUGGCCCUGAUUGCCAUCGCACUCAUGGCCCCGCAAGCUGUGACGGCUCAAGACAACAACACUGCCACCACCUCAGCGUCAACGACCGCCGAUGCACGCUCAACCACGAUCCCUCCAACUCCACGAAUUCCCAUUGGCUGCGUCCUCUCGCCCAUCCAGCCUUCCGUGUGCGAUGCAUAUGAAGAGUUUCUGCACGCGGCCAUCCCUGGGCUCUUCGACUUGUAUCGCAUGUCAGAGCUGGAGCUGCUGGACCAGGUGCACACCUUGGAGUAUGCUCUCGUCGACACCAAGACCAUGUCUUGCCUCGACGUUGAGCAAGGAUUUGCCCCUCUCAACGGCUUCGGCCUUCCUGUCGUCACAGGUGCGUUCUUGUGUGUGCGUGUAAGCAUGUGUGCGUGUGUGUGUGUGUGUGUGUGUGUGUGUGUGUGUGUGUGUGUGUGUGUGUGUGUCCAGUUCCUGGGCACGCAAGACCGCGUGCUGAACGCCGUGCUGUCUGGUGAUGCUGCUGCCGGCAUGGUGCAAACCGGUUUCCUCGAGCAAGCUGCACGCGAUGGUCUGCUCAACUGGGAAGACAUCGAUAUCCUCGCCCAGGAGAUUGCCAUCUCCGAAGACGGCACGCGCUUCCCCUACUUCAGCUCAACCCCCAUCUACCCUGGCUGGACCGCUGUCGCCACGGGCCUGUCGUCACUGCGAGAGCGCAUAGAUGUGCUUGACUUCAUCCUGGCUGUUAACGACACGACUGUCACUUUCACGUCGCCCGAGAGCUUUGCCAGCGUCGGUGAUAUCCUGGAGAACUUUGGCGUGAUUGAGCGCGAUUUCGUGCGCACGACAGAGACCCGCUGCGUUCGCAAGGCGUCGCACGUCGUUGUUCCGGAGAACAGCGAGGGUGCAGCACCCGCCGUUGCGAUUGAUGUUGGCCAAGCACAAGCUGAGCAAAUCGAUGAACCUGGCGCCGUCGUGUUGGCCGCUUCAGGUGAUGACGCGAGUUCCAACGCGCACACCAGCGAGCUUGUGGCCUCUCAGGUCAUCUGCCCCAACACGCACUUCAUCUUCAACCACGUCGUGCUCGCCACCCGCUGUGCCGGCCGCUCGUGCCCCGAUCAAGCCCGCUGCCUCUGCCGCCCAUGCCAGAAAUCGCCACCUGUCCUGGCACACGUUUCUCCGGUGCAGGUGACGGAGCAGUUCUUCCAACAGGACACCGCAACGGCGGCAGCAGCGGCUCGCGACUUGCUUCUGACGUCGUGCCAGCGAAUGCAGGUGUGCGCAUUUUCACAGCAGGCGCAGCCAACGUACUUCGUGCUGGAGGACCACCUCUACAAUGAGCGGCCAAACAAGGACUCGCUGUUCUACUACGUGAACCUGUUCUGGGCGGAAGCAGAGGGUACCGUCAGCACUGAAGCCAUGCCGCUGCCCAACUACCCAAACCUCGCCGCAUUCAACGUCACGGGCACCCGCUACGGCACCGGCGUCAUCGAGAUCUAUGUUGCUGACCGCAACACGGAGAUCACCGAGUGGCAACCCAUUGAUGGAAGCCCCUUCCUGCUUCAGGUCUCGCCACGCGACUGCCCAGAUGGAAUGGAGCCCACGCAGGACAACACGUGCGAAUGCCCCGUCGGCACACUCCACCUCAGCGGGAAAUGCAUGCAGGCAAAGGAGUACCUGCCCCUCUUCAUCGGCAGCGCCCUGGCUGUGAUUGGCAUCGGCGUGUACAUUGCCAUUGCGCUGGUGCGGCGAGGCGCAGACAAGCUGUGGCAGAUUGACGCGGCAGACGUUGUUGUGAGCGACCCACCGGAGGUGCUUGGGAUGGGCGCGUUUGGCGUGGUGAUCAAGGGCGAGCUGAACGGCACCGCCAUCGCCAUCAAGCGCAUCAUGCCCAAAUUACGUGGCGCUACCAGCAGCAAGCGGGGCGGCUCCAAGAAAAGCUCGAAGCGGAGCUCCAAGAAGGAAUCCACCAACAACAACAAUGACAACGCCGACGACCAUACAGUGGUUGCGAUGAGUGGUGUCACGGCCAUGUCAACCUACCAAGCAUCCAAGACAACCAACGGCUUUGGCAUGCAGUUUGACAACAUCGACAACGAGGCGGCAAUUGAACGCGCGCUGGAGUGGCAGGAUGACAUGGCUUUUGAUGGCGCAACCAUGCACCACACCGUGCAUGAGAAGAGCCUGAGCAACGCUAGGUCUGAGUUUAUGGCGGAGAUUCGCCUGCUGUCGCGCCUGCGUCACCCGUGCGUCGCCACCAUGCUCGGCGCCAUUGUCACCAAGUCAAGCGAAGUUCUCCUCGUCCUGGAAUACCUCGAGCACGGGUCGCUGUAUGACUUCCUGCGCAACGACAAGCUGCCGACACCAGACAUGUUUCUGCUGCCCAUUGUCAAGGACAUUGUGUCUGGCAUGCGCUACAUCCACAACCUCAAGCCACCGGUUGUGCAUGGCGACCUCAAGGCAAAGAACGUGCUUGUGGACGGCAACUUCAAGGCCAAGGUGUCCGACUUUGGUCUCUCCCAGAAGCAACGCUUUGGCUGUGGCACCCCCUUCUGGAUGGCGCCAGAGGUGCUGCGCGGAGGAGAGGUGACACGGGAGGCGGACGUGUACAGCUUCGCCAUCACCGUGUACGAGAUCUACAGCCGACAGGACCCGUUCCCAGAAGAAGACGCGUCGGAGGUGCUGCGUCAGAUUGCCGCGCGCCAGGUGCCGGCAAAGCGACCCGACAUCCCAGACUCGUGCCCCGUCAUGCUGGCUGAGCUUGCGCGGCGGUGCUGGUCCGAGGAGCCCAAGUUCCGGCCAACGUUUGACCAGGUGGAUGCGCAGCUGGGCGAGCUGAACAUCAGCAAGGUGGGCGCAAGCCUCAUCCAGCAGAAGCAGGAUGCACUCAACAAGGCCACGGUGCUCAACGACGUGUUCCCGCCGCACAUUGCCAAGAUGCUGGAGGAGGGCAAGAAGGUGCACCCGGAGCACAAGGACGACGUGACCAUCUUCUUCUCCGACAUUGUGGGCUUCACCAACAUCAGUGCGCAGCUGACGCCGGCGGCGGUGUCGGACAUGCUGGACCGGCUGUACUCUGCCUUUGACGAGCUGACGGAGAAGCACGGCGUGUUCAAGGUGGAGACCAUUGGCGACGCGUACAUGGCGGCAACAAACCUUGUCAAGCCGCAGCACGACCACGCGCUCCGCAUUGCGCAGUUUGCGGAGGACGCCAUCAAGGCGGCGCAGUCGACGUUCAUUGACAUGGAGCGGCCGGAGCUCGGGUGCGUGAACAUCCGCGUUGGGUUCCACUGCGGCCCUGUUGUGGCCAACGUUGUUGGGCGGCGCAACCCGCGGUACUGCCUGUUUGGGGACACGGUGAACACGGCGUCGCGCAUGGAGAGCUCGAGCGAGCGCAACAAGAUCCACGUGUCGACGUCUGCGGGAGACCGCGUGCGGAGCCAGGCGCCGUGGGUGAAGCUUGAGUCGCGCGGGGUGCAGAACAUCAAGGGCAAGGGCGAGAUGCUGACAUACUGGCUGGUGAGCACGAAGAAGCCUGAGCAGACGGGGCGUGUUGCCAUUGCGGAGAACGAGGCCACCGUCAUUGACAUGGGCGAGGGUGACGAUGCAAGCAGCUGCGACAUCGAUGAUGGUGAUUGCCACGAUCAAGAGCACAGCGGUGAUGACGCCGACGGCCACAGGAACAGCGCGCAGCCGAAGGACAGCAUUGGGGGCGGGUUUGUGUUCAAGAAGAAGCGUGCGUCGUCCAUUGGGCGGCAGUCGGCAGGAGCACACGAGGGCCGCGCAUCGGCGCGCGUGUCCCUGAGCUCCGUGUCGUGGCUCAAUGAUGCAAAGGAGUUUGAGGCCCUGUCACGUGACAACCUUGACACCCGUCGCACCUCCACCACCCCACGCAACCCACCACCACCACCGUCGUCGUCACCAUUGUCGGCAAUGCCCCCUUCCCCUGGUGAUGACCACGAUGACCAUGAUGGUGACGCGUCGCGGCCGAAGAAGAAGCGCUCGUCGUACUACGCGCUGGCGGCGGUGGAUGCAGAGGCCUCGCCCAACAACCGCGGAUACAGCGCCAUCAUGGAGGGCAGCGAUGACGAUGGGGUGGACGAGGGGACGGGAACGCGAGGUGAUGGAAACAGCGUCACCAUCUCCAUCCAAGAAUCAGAAAGCGUUGACGUGUAAUGUGUCUGGGUGAUGUGGUUGUGUGUGUGUGUGUGUUGGUGUGUGUGUGUGUGUGGUUGUGUGUGUGUGUGUGUGUGUGUGUGUGUGUGUGUGUGUGUGUGUGUGUGUGUGUGCUUGUGUGUUGUUACAUGUGUGUGCGUGCGUGUGUGUAAUCUGUUUGUGGGUGGCGUUCUUUCUUCACACCCACUCUCAUCUCCCCUUGCAAAACAGCGGGCAAUCAUGUUGGUUAUACUUACAUUUACACAACAACGCGUUGAACUUUGGAUUACUUGUGGCCACUGUGAUAACAUACACCUGACUACCUGA